AUGCAUGUCAGACUCGCUGAAGCCAGGAAUCUCUCUGAUCUAGCUACCGUGGCGACGGAUGCCAUGUGGGACGAUGAAUUGACAGUGUUUCUCGCACCAUACCGUCAUAGGCAUCCCGAAUGCCUGCGUCAGGGGUUCCUCCGGCGAGCAAAGAAACGAUUUUACGGUGGGCACUUGCUGCUUGCUGCAGUGACAGAUCAGGGGGAUGUUUGGUGGGAUGGCACGGAGAAGAUCGUCGGAUACCUCUCAGCGACCCCUAGUAAGGAUAAUGCUGCAGCAGCCGGUAAAUGCCGGUUCUCAUGGAACGGGCUCGAGAUUUCUCUGCUUCGUUUUGAGGAGCUGUUCGUAUGGUACACUCACUCUGACAAGUCAAUCGAUCGAGCAAAUUGGCUAGAAUUCCAGAAUCACACUGGGAACCGGGGACCUCUGGAUGAUAUCAAGGACUCUUGGCAAAUCAGUCACUUGUCGGUGAGCCCUUCGUAUCAACGGCAUGGAAUCGGAUCCGCUCUUGUCGAGUAUGUCCAAAAUAUCGCGGCCAAAGAGAACAUCCCCGUGACUUUGCUAGCCAGUGCUCAAGGGCAGCUCCUGUAUAAGAAACUGGGAUUUGCCGGCAUUGGUUCAGUCGACUAUGGAGCAGGCAAUUUGGCGGAGGCUAUGGUUUGGUAUCCCUCAAACGCUGGACAUUGA
Exophiala dermatitidis NIH/UT8656 is the source of this 687-nucleotide messenger RNA. RefSeq lists its product as uncharacterized. The record is from RefSeq and is a predicted model, not a curated record. Gene Ontology annotation, molecular function: acyltransferase activity, transferring groups other than amino-acyl groups. Lineage: Eukaryota; Fungi; Ascomycota; Eurotiomycetes; Chaetothyriales; Herpotrichiellaceae. The transcript has 2 exons. Bases 1 to 687 code for a protein of 228 amino acids.